UUUUUCCAAUCUCAGAAGACAGUACCUGAAGCCAGGGGACAUCAGCCAUGCACCAAACAACUUUGCCUCAGGAAUCAGUGACCUUUGAGGAUGUGGCUGUGUACUUUACCCAGAAUCAGUGGACCUUCCUGGAUUCCACACAAAGGAUACUGUACAGUGAGGUGAUGCUGGAGAAUUAUGCAAAUGUGGCGUCCUUGGCAUUUCCACUCUCCAAACCUAUAUUGAUUUCCAAGCUGGAGAAAGGGGAAGCACCGUGGGUCCCUGAUCCCUGGGAAGCAAAGCUAUGGAGACGUGUCUGUCCAGGUGGUGAGUCCUGCAGCAAGAAAGACGCGCCAACAGUGAAGCAGGAAGCCUCUGAAGAAGCAGAAUCUCACAGCAUGCCAGUAGGAGGGUGCCUCAGAAAUGUUUCUCAGCACUUUGACUAUAAAAGCAAGACAGUGUGGCAGACUUUCAGCCUGAAUCCGAAUCUGAUACUUCGAGGUGGAAUGAAGUUCUAUGAAUGUAAAGAAUGUGGGAAAAUCUUCAGAUAUAACUCAAAGCUUAUUCGACAUCAGGUGAGUCAUACUGGGGAAAAGCCCUUCAAGUGUAAGGAAUGUGGCAAAGCUUUCAAGUCCAGCUACGACUGUAUUGUACAUGAAAAAAAUCACAUUGGAGAAGGGCCCUAUGAAUGUAAGGAGUGUGGCAAAGGUUUGAGUUCCAACACAGCCUUGACUCAACACCAGAGGAUCCACACAGGAGAGAAACCCUACGAAUGUAAGGAAUGUGGAAAAGCUUUCCGCAGGAGUGCAGCAUAUCUUCAGCAUCAGAGGCUACACACUGGGGAGAAGCUCUAUAAAUGUAAGGAAUGCUGGAAAGCUUUCGGUUGUAGGUCACUCUUUAUUGUUCACCAGAGAAUCCACACUGGGGAGAAGCCUUAUCAGUGUAAGGAGUGUGGCAAGGCGUUCACUCAGAAGAUUGCCUCCAUUCAUCAUCAGAGAGUUCACACUGGAGAGAAACCUUAUGAAUGUAAGGUGUGUGGGAAAGCCUUCAAAUGGUAUGGCAGUUUUGUGCAGCAUCAGAAAUUGCACCCUGUGGAAAAGAAGCCUGUCAAGAUGCUUCAACCGCCCCUCACGAGUCCCCAGUGUCCCUCUUCAGCCUUAUCACCAUUUCCUCUACGGGGUCCAUGCUCUGCCCCAGCUCUGGCUGUGCCAGCACUGACCUUCCCACAUGCUGUGGUCAUUCCUACCUCAGGGCCUUUGUUCAUGCUGCUACCCACAGCUGGAGUACCCUCUUCACCUCUCCAAAUAGUUCGUGUCUUCCAGAGUCUUACUGCGACUGUAAAACCAUCCACGAUUAUUCUGACCCCUUCUUCUCACUCAUCAUGAGCUUUAUUUUGACAGUUCUAUGGCUCUUAGACCCAGCAAAUCUCCAACCUAAUUUGGGUUUCAUUUAUAUUUUCCUUUUAUGUGCUAUAACUGUUUCAGCAGAAACACACUUAAAAGACUAUAUACAUGUAUGUUCUCUUUCCUCCCGGGUAGGACAUGGAAAUACUUUACCUUUGUUAUUGAUUUCUUUCAGUAACAAUAGUGGUUGUAUCUGCAUUGUUGGGUUGCUGGUGUAAGAAGUGGAUACUUCUUUGUGUUAGAAGUUAGAGAGCGAGCAUCCUUGUAGUAGCCAUUGUGAUUAGAGAAGAAUAAGCUGGGAGAAAUGGAGGAGGUGUGCAAACCUGUGGGACUUGGUAAUGGGAAUAUGCUUUCAACAAUGAUUGUUCCGUGGGCUAAGAUGAUUUAUAAAUGCAAGUGGAGUUGCAUUUCCCUUGGCAUGGAUCCUUAAGGAAGGCAUAUGUCUAUGCAAAAGAUCAUGUGAAAAAUAAUAUGUAUACAGUAAUAGCAAUCA
This is a messenger RNA of Condylura cristata (star-nosed mole), 1875 nucleotides long. Its product is annotated as zinc finger protein 621-like. Lineage: Eukaryota; Metazoa; Chordata; Mammalia; Eulipotyphla; Talpidae. The transcript is spliced from 4 exons. Gene Ontology annotation, molecular function: RNA polymerase II cis-regulatory region sequence-specific DNA binding; DNA-binding transcription factor activity. The record is from RefSeq and is a predicted model, not a curated record. Gene Ontology annotation, biological process: regulation of transcription by RNA polymerase II. Bases 48 to 1364 code for a protein of 438 amino acids.